Messenger RNA from Lineus longissimus, 1370 nucleotides. Its product is annotated as N(4)-(Beta-N-acetylglucosaminyl)-L-asparaginase-like. The coding region runs from base 17 to 1048 and encodes 343 amino acids. Gene Ontology annotation, biological process: protein deglycosylation. The record is from RefSeq and is a predicted model, not a curated record. Gene Ontology annotation, molecular function: N4-(beta-N-acetylglucosaminyl)-L-asparaginase activity; beta-aspartyl-peptidase activity; asparaginase activity. Gene Ontology annotation, cellular component: lysosome; cytoplasm. Lineage: Eukaryota; Metazoa; Nemertea; Pilidiophora; Heteronemertea; Lineidae. The transcript is spliced from 7 exons.
AGCCACGUGCUCGAAAAUGCAGAAAGUUUGCUUGGUUGUAUAUUGUAUUUUUCUUGCUACUGCAGUCAUCUGUAACACGAAUGAUGAUUUUCCAGUUGUAAUAAACACAUGGCCGUUCAAGGAUGCCACUGUCGCUGCUUGGGAAAGUUUAAGUAAUGGAAACAGUGCCCUAGAUGCAGUUGUAGCUGGUUGUACGAGGUGUGAAGUGUUGCAGUGUGACGGCACUGUUGGGUAUGGGGGGAGCCCUGAUGAAAAUGGCGAAACAACUUUAGAUGCAAUGAUUAUGAAUGGAGUGACACAUGAUGUGGGUGCAGUGGCUGACCUGAAACGUAUCAAAAAUGCCAUUGGUGUUGCAAGAGCUGUGAUGGAAUACACCACUCAUACAUUCCUGGUUGGAGAAGCAGCUUCCCAAUUUGCCAUAUCGAUGGGAUUUGAGGAAGAAAGCCUGAGUACGAAUAAAUCAAUUGACAUGUACAAGAAAUGGAAGCAAACAGACUGUCAACCAAAUUUUAGGCAGCAUGUAGUUCCAGACCCAAAGAAAUCAUGCGGUCCUUACUCACCUGGAGAAUCCCAUGAAAAAUCCAAAUACUCUCAGCGCUACAAUAAAGAUGUUUCUGAACAUAACCAUGAUACCAUUGGAAUGGUCAUCUUGGACAAAGAACAGAAUCUUGUCGCUGGGACGUCAACUAAUGGUGCCAAUCAUAAAGUACCUGGGCGAGUUGGGGAUUCCCCUGUAGCAGGUGCUGGAGCUUAUGUUGAUAAUGAUGUUGGAGGAGCUGCUGCUACUGGUGACGGUGACACCAUGAUGAGAUUCCUUCCAAGUUAUCAGACAGUUGAGAAUAUGAGAAGAGGACUAGACCCAGAGGCAGCUAGCCAUGCUGCUCUAAAAAGAAUAUUGCGGUUUUAUCCCAAGUUUUCUGGUGCUAUUGUAGCUGUCAAUAAGACUGGAAGUUAUGGUGCAGCUUGCCAUGGCUUUGAUAAGUUUCCAUACUGCGUCAUCAGUCCUAAAUCUGGUGCCGUGAAGAUAUUAACAGAAGUGUGUACGUGAAGAACGAUUUCGCCAAACAUAAUGAGACAUUCCAAUAUUAUUUUGUCAGAUGGUCUUCUAACUGGAUGCAAACCAAACAGCUGAUGUGCUAGAAUUGUUCACUGUCAAAUCAUACUACGGAUGGUUGUUAGAGAGACAUACGGUCAUUUUUCGAGGAAGAACUGUGUCUGACUACUUAUCACCAGUGGGCAUUAGAAGCCCAAACUUUACUGAUGUUGGGGGAGGGGUGAACCUUUGCCUUGGUCAUUUUGAAAAUGUACUUACAUCUUAUAUUGUAGGGUAGGUUGAAUUAAUUAUUGAAUUAAAAUUUGAUAUGAAAACA